Molecule: messenger RNA, 1715 nt
Organism: Pollicipes pollicipes
Lineage: Eukaryota; Metazoa; Arthropoda; Thecostraca; Pollicipedomorpha; Pollicipedidae
Product: RNA-binding region-containing protein 3
Exons: 6
Coding region: 227-1483 (418 amino acids)
Biological process (GO): mRNA splicing, via spliceosome
Cellular component (GO): U12-type spliceosomal complex
Molecular function (GO): pre-mRNA intronic binding; U12 snRNA binding
Source: RefSeq, a predicted model, not a curated record
UGUGGGGUGGGAGGGGUAUGGUUCAAGCAAUGAUGAAUGGGCAUGGUGCAUUAUUAAGGGUUAAACGUUGAUAAUUAUCUAGAAAUUGGUUGAAUUUAGCCCUACCUCACGCUAGGCAAUAGUUACGCCUGAGUUGAAGUACCAGAUUUAGGUUAGGCUUAUACCAGUGUUGAGCGUGGUAGUAUUAACAUGAGAUCUGAGUAAUACUUUGUCAUGUGGAGCUGCCAUGACAUCAUUGCUUAUAUCGAACUUACCUUUGGCCGUAACGGAAGAGGAAAGCAGGGAUCUUUUGAGUAAUUUUGGUGCAGAAGAAGUGAAAGUGUUCAAGAGGUUCCGGAGAAAAAAAGCAAUCUUUGCUAGAUUUCAGUCCACAUCUGAUGCCCAGCAUGCUCUGCAGCAGCUUCACCAGGCGGACCUGGGUGGUUCUAGGCUUGUUGUCGAGUAUGCAGAUAGCACAUUGCAGAUAGGAUGCAGCUGGCAAAGUGAAGACCAAUCUGCACCUAUCAAGCACCAGUUGACAAGUACUGUGGACCAGUUGGCUGUCUUCCCAUUCCCAUGCCCGACCCUGCACUACGCCUACCCACCGCCGACGGCCGACACGCUGGCGCGAAUAAGCAGCGCCCUGCUCUCCAGGCCGCGCUUCUACACACAGGUGCUGCACCUGAUGAACAAGAUGUCGCUGCCGGCGCCAUUCGCUGCGGCCAGCCCGGCAGCGACGCCGGCCGCCGCGCCGCAGCCGCCAUUGGCGGCACGUCACGACGUGGCAGUGCAGACGGAGCCGAUCGACUCUAGCUUUGACUCAGCCGAGUCGGAGCUGGUGAGCGACAACUCGGACGCGGCCCCAGAGAGGCGGCCCAAGCGGCGUCGGCUGGCGCGGCUGCCGGCCGCCGCCGCCGCCGCUGUGCCACUGUCGGAAGUGUUCGAGGCGGCGAGCAUAGUGACGCCGGCGCGGCGUCCUGUGCUCCGGCUGCCAGCCGAGCGGCCGCCGCUGCCGCCCGCCAACGGUACACCGCCCGCUGUCCAGGUCGGGUUUGCCAAGCUGUACCCCAGCCGGGCGGAGCCGGGCACGGCCGAGGCAGUGGCGACCGAGCCGAGGCCGGAGUUGGAGUUCAUCAGCGACCGGCAGCUGGCGGAGAACAGGAUCAGCGCGGAAGACAUGAAAGUGUUGCCGGUGUUCUCUCGGUACACUCCUGGUGACGAGUCAGCCCGUCUCUAUAUCAAGAACCUGGACAAGCGAGUGGCCGCGGGGGACCUUCGACAUGUGUUUGGCCGAUAUCUGGACUGGACGGACGAACACCACAAGAACGCAUUCGACAUCCGGUUGAUGCAGGAGGGUCGCAUGAAGGGUCAGGCAUUCGUGAGCCUGCCGUCGCCCAAGGUGGCCCGCCUUGCGCUCGCCGAGACCAACGGUUUCAUCCUCAAAGACAAGCCGAUGGUGGUGCAGUUCGCCCGGUCGGCCAGGUCGCAGCAGGUCGGCAGCUGAUGGUGACCCGCCGUGCGUCCGGCAUGCACGUGUGGCCUGCCUUGUUGGUACGAGAUGAGCUGUGAUUCGUAGAGGAGGCUCCGUUCUGCGGGGCCCUGCAGCGCUGGCGACCGGCUGACUCCCGUACGUGUGGAUAUGUGUUGCCACACAUGUGUACUGGUGUGUGUCAUCGCCCCAGUCAUUCAUCAUUGCACGGGCUGUCACUCAUGUCAUAAACGAACUACCCAUGCGA